Melospiza melodia melodia is the source of this 2239-nucleotide messenger RNA. RefSeq names its product adrenoceptor beta 3 (gene ADRB3). Gene Ontology annotation, biological process: norepinephrine-epinephrine-mediated vasodilation involved in regulation of systemic arterial blood pressure; adenylate cyclase-activating adrenergic receptor signaling pathway; positive regulation of heart contraction. Lineage: Eukaryota; Metazoa; Chordata; Aves; Passeriformes; Passerellidae. The transcript is spliced from 2 exons. Gene Ontology annotation, cellular component: plasma membrane. Gene Ontology annotation, molecular function: epinephrine binding; beta1-adrenergic receptor activity; beta3-adrenergic receptor activity. The record is from RefSeq and is a predicted model, not a curated record. The coding region runs from base 1 to 1260 and encodes 419 amino acids.
AUGAGCCCCCUCCCCACGGGCAACGGCAGCGCCUGGGGGGGCUCCGGCAACUGCAGCGGGGCCGCGCUGGGCCGCCAGUGGGUGCUGGGCACCGCCAUCACCCUCACCGUGCUGGUCACCGUGGCCGGGAACCUGCUGGUGAUCGCGGCCAUCGCCAGAACGCCGCGGCUGCAGAGCAUGACCAACGUGUUCAUCACCUCGCUGGCGUGCGCCGACCUCAUCAUGGGCCUGCUGGUGGUGCCGCCGGGGGCCACCGUGCUGCUGAGCGGCCACUGGCCCUACGGCGCCACGGCGUGCGAGCUGUGGACCUCGCUGGACGUGCUGUGCGUGACGGCCAGCAUCGAGACGCUGUGCGCCAUCGCCGUGGAUCGCUACCUGGCCAUCACCGCCCCGCUGCAGUACGAGGCGCUGGUGACCAAGGGCCGCGCCCGGGCCGUGGUGUGCUUGGUGUGGGCCAUCUCGGCCUUCAUCUCCUUCCUCCCCAUCAUGAACCACUGGUGGAGGGACGGAGGGGACGAGCGGGCGGCGCGCUGCUACGAGGACCCGCGGUGCUGCGACUUCGUCACCAACGUCACCUACGCCAUCGUGUCGUCCACCAUCUCCUUCUACGUGCCGCUGCUCGUCAUGGUCUUCGUGUACGUGCGGGUUUUCGCCGUGGCCUCGCGGCACGUCCGGCUCAUCGGCAAGGACAAGGUGAGGUUCGUGCAGGAGCCGCCGAGCCCCACGGGCCGCAGCGGCCGGCGCAGGAGGCCCUCGCGCCUGUUGGCCAUCAAGGAGCACAAGGCCCUCAAGACCUUGGGCAUCAUCAUGGGCGUCUUCACGCUCUGCUGGCUGCCCUUCUUCGUGGCCAACAUCAUCAAGGUCUUCUGCCGCUCGCUGGUGCCGGAUCAGCUCUUCCUCUUCCUCAACUGGCUGGGCUACGUCAACUCGGCCUUCAACCCCAUCAUCUACUGCCGCAGCCCCGACUUCAGGAGCGCCUUCCGCAAGCUGCUGUGCUGCCCCCGCCGCGCUGACCGCCGGCUCCACGCCGUCUCACGGGACCUGCGGCGCUGCCCCUCUGCCUUCAGCCCUCGGGGGGGACCCGCAGGGGACAGCAAGGCGGCCCUCGGGGAGGAUGGCGAGGGCAGAACGGAGGAGGCUCCUCUGCCCCACCGGCAGCGCCCCCCGGGCGAGUCCCGGCUGCAGGGAGCGCAGAGCUCGCUGUGUUCCCAGCUGCAUGAGUUUGCUGGCGGAGAGACGCCCUCGGGUCCAUCCGACUGACUCGGAGCAGCCGAGAGCCGGGAGGAGAGCGCUUUCCCCGGCCGGGUCAUCAUCAUCAUCAUCGUCAUCAUCAUCGUCGCCCCGGCCUCUCCUCUGCCCGCCUUGGCCGCCCUCCCCGGGGAGCAGAGCCAGCCCCGGGCUGCUGCCCGGCUCCGGGCAUGUGAGUCCGGAUCAGCCUGGCCAGAGCCGCUUUAACCCUCCCUGUGCUGGUGCCUGGCGCUCCCAAACCCCUUCUGUGCCCGCCGGGGUGGUGGCCGCGGGUCCCUGUCCCCAGCCCAGCCUGCUGGGUGGGCACUGUGUCACCCCCCACCCUCUCCUUGCAGGGCCGGGGUGGCAGAAGCAGCGCCAGGGGUGACGGUGCUGGCAGGACCCGGAGAGGAGGAGGAGGAGGAGGAGGAGGAGGAUCUCCCUGGGACAGCACCAGCUCCUUCGUGCCGUCGGUGCUGGAGACCUGGAGCUGGGGAGAAGCUCUGGAGCUGCUCAAAAAGGGGCAGCACAGCCUCAGGGAUGUGUGGACAGGACAAACUCCCAUCUGGGUGCUCCUGGCACGGCUGGCAGAGGGAUGUGGAGACUGCCAGCUCUGCGCUCUUGAAGGACAAAGGACGCUGUUGUCCCAGGCUUGGCCAGUUUCGGACAGUGUGCUGAGAAGGACAGAGGAGCCUCCUGCAGGCUCAAGCCCUUCCCAGGAUUUCCAUCCCUGCCCAGGGCUGAGUGCAAUCCCUUCAGCGAAGGGAAAGCUCAGGGGAAUGCACGGAGCACUUCCAAACGCAGGAACCGGGAUCGCGUCGGCUCUCUCGGCAGUUUCCCCCUCUCGUUUGGGACAGACGGGGGGACAGGAGGUGGAUUCUCACUCUCAUCUCACACCGUGCAGACGUGCCCUGCCCCGCAGCGCCUCUGGGCAAAGCCGCUGUCACAGGAUGUUCAGUGACUGCGCAGUUUGUGUCCCCUCUACAAGUGUGAAAUAAACCUCUGGAUCUCU